This is a messenger RNA of Coturnix japonica (Japanese quail), 5265 nucleotides long. Lineage: Eukaryota; Metazoa; Chordata; Aves; Galliformes; Phasianidae. The record is from RefSeq and is a predicted model, not a curated record.
CACACAGCCUGUGUUGUGUCACAACAACCGUGAAAAUCACAAUACAAGAAGCUGUUGAACUGUCUGUAAUAGGCACUUCCAAGUCCCUUCUUUGCUCAAAAAAUCCAUCCUUUCAAGCUAUAGUUCUGAUUUUUUUAUUUACUUCUUUUUUUUCUUUUCUAAACUGUUUCAUUAAAGAAAAAUGAUGAAAAUCUCCCUUAUUACCACUUGCCUGAAAUGUUAUUUCUGGUUUUUUGUUGCUCUGGAGAGGCAUUUCAGCUUCAGUUCCUUCAAGGAUUCUGCAGUUUAGUUUUAUUUAAAAAGCAAUCAUAGUAGCAAUUACUCAAACAUUUUUUCCGUAUAUCUCCUGUACUAAAGAACUACUUCUAGGACUGAAGUAAGCUCAGAAGAGUCUCUCUGCAGCCCAUCUUCCCCAUUAUAUCUAGGUAGCUUUGUCCACCAUUGCUUUGCUUAUUGUGUAUUACAGUUAUAAGCAGUUUGGGGUGUUUCUUUCUGAAAUGAUACUUUUUCCUUUAAAGAUUCUGUAUUAUCCUCUGUUUGUUUACUUUUCUGUUUGUAAUAGAAUGUAAGUUGUGAUUUGGCAAUCAGAAACUCAUAGUAAUUUUAAUAGGGCAUUCUCUUGAUUUUUAUUUGCUUAUUCACACUUACUCUCAUUUUUAUAUAGUUUUCUUCAUAGACUGCCUUAUAUUUCUCUUAAACAAGCUGCUGACAGUGUCUGUAGUUUUCCCUCUUAGGAAAUCAGUAAUGAUUUUUUUCCUUUCCAUAACUGAACAGCUACUGUCUGUAGCUCUCAAAUUCUCAUUCCAUUAAUUGUUAACGAGUAUUUUUAUAAAUAAACUGGAUUUCUAAUUUCCUCUCUUGCUGACACCGUGUGUCAGAUUAGAUUAACAAAUGUGACUAACCUGUAUGAAAGUAACAUGGAGAAAGUCCCGGAGUAUCUUAUGAUCAGUUAUUUAUAGAGAGCUAUUCAUGGACACAGACUCUACAGAGAUCGUUUUCAGUCCUGAAAAUAUCACUUUCAACUUAAUCACUUCUUCAAAGUGUGAAGCUUUCUCUCUUUCAGAAGAGAAAGACCUUGCAGUCACAUGUUGCUGGAUCAGACAUAACCUGAAGAUUUAACAUCUGAAUCCAAUUAAAAAGCAGUAUUUUCAUACAAAAAGGUGAUCCAGGUUGUGCCAAUUGGACAUGUAUAAUUCUAUAUACAUAUUUGAUGAUCAUUCUGAUGAUGAAAUCCCCACCCAGCAAGCUAUUCAGGAAAGCUUACAAGAUAUUCAUAAAAUGGAAAGAAGUGCCAGUGCAACAGAGGAUGAAAGUUUCCUGUGCGUUGCAAGUAAAGAACGUGAAGAGAUAAUUGCAGCAAUUCGGGCAGGCCAAGAAGAGGCCUUAAAGAAGUUGGUGAGGCACAGUUCUGCUUUUGAGGAAGCGGAUCAGCAAGGCUGGCUUCCUGUGCACGAGGCUGCAGCACAGCUAAAUAAGAACAUUCUUGAAAUAACUUUAAAAGCCUCCCCUGCCGCUACAUGGGAACAGACCACACUGAGAGGGGAAACACCUCUGAUGGUGGCAGUCAGGAACUGCCUCUUGGAAAACGUCCACUUUCUCCUGCUCAAUGGUUGCAAUCCCAACAUUAAGAAUGAAGAUGGAGAUUCUCCUUUAGUUGUAGCAAUUAAACACAAUUCAUAUGAGGUUGCCUCCUUGUUGAUAAAUUUUGGAGCAAAAGUGAAUUUGCAGUGUAUGCACAAGAGGACUGCUUUGCACGAGGCUGCCAGGCUUGGCAGAAAGGAUCUGGUGAUGCUUCUGCUUCAUUCUGGAGCAGAUCCUGAUCCUCGCAGUGGAUAUGGGCUCACACCUCUAGCAUUGGCUGCACAGGCUGGACAUACAGAAAUUAUGGAGCUCUUAUUGAAAAAAGGUGCUGAUGUUCUUUCGCAGGCAAUGGAUUAUUCUUCUGUAUUAUUUGAAGCAGCAGGAGGAGGAAAUCCAGACUCUCUGAAUCUUUUGCUAGAAUAUGGGGCUGAUGCUAAUGUACCAAAGCACUCAGGUCAUUUACCGAUCCACAGAGCUGCAUACAGAGGACACUUUCUUGCCUUAAAGAAUUUAGUUCCAGUUACAGAUUUUGAUGCCAUUAAGGAAAGCGGAAUAAGUCCAGUUCACUCAGCAGCAGCAGGAGCCCAUCCUCAGUGCCUUGAGUUUCUCCUCAAGUCUGGGUUUGAUGCCAAUUUUAUGCUGGAUCAAAGAAUUCGCAAAGGCUACGAUGACCGCCGGAAAUCAGCCUUGUACUUUGCUGUUUCAAAUGGGGAUAUCAACUCAGCACAGUUGCUGUUGAACGCUGGAGCCCUGCCAAACCAAGAUCCCAUCAACUGUCUCCAAAUAGCCUUGAGAAUGGGCAACUAUGAGCUAAUGAAUUUACUGCUCCGGCAUGGGGCUAAUGUUAAUUACUUCUGCAGAGUGAACACAACACAUUUUCCAUCAGCUCUGCAGUACGCUCUGAAAGAUGAAGUCAUGUUAAGAAUGCUGAUGAACUAUGGCUAUGAUGUGCAGCGCUGCUUUGAUUGCCCUCGGGGAGAUGUUUCCCAUUCCCAGUAUGUGACUGAUGGAUGGACUUCUACUGUUAUCAAAGAUACAAAGUUCUGUGAAGUGAUAACGUUGUCGUGGCUGAAGCAUCUUUCUGGGAAAGUAGUGAGAGUAAUGCUGGAUUAUGUUGAUCAUGUUAACAUCUGCUGGAAGCUGGAAGCAGCUCUCAAAGAACAGGAGCUCUGGCCAGACAUCAAUUCAAUUUUAACAAACCCUCGCUCCCUGAAGCAUCUUUGUCGCCUGAAGAUACGGGAAUGCAUGGGCCGGCUGCGUCUCCGUUGUCCUGUCUUCAUGACCUUCCUUCCACUGCCAAAGUGCUUGAAAGACUACAUACUAUACAAGGAAUAUGACCUUUAUGGACCGGAAAGUUUCUUGGGAACCUCCAGUGUCAACUGCACAUAAUUAUCCUGUACUUUGAAGGGAACGUUGAGUUGCAGUCUGUACCUCCCUGCUUUGGCCAGAAGGAAAUUACUGGAGACAGAUCAGAAUCCUCUGGUAAGUUGGCAUGAAUGACGUUCUUGAUGAAAUGACUGGCUAAACAAGAAGACAAUCAAGUUGCUUAGGGAGAAUUUGCCCUUAAGAGGAAUUAAAAUGCUCACUCAGUGCUCUUUCAUCUCUGCAUCUGGAAGCAGUUUUACUCCUAACCAUAAGGUUAUCAGAUAGCUUGGCAAAAGGGGAAAGAACAGAGAAUGUAGCUGUAACUCUGCAUGAGCUACAGUUGCUCUUCCUAAGAAACACUGUGUAGUAUUGCACUAAAUAUUGGUUGUGAUGUUUGGAUGCAAGGCCAAUCACUUGCAAAACCCACAAAAUAAACCUUUAACUCUUAAAUUACUGGCAAGAAGACCGUGCAUUUUUAGGCCCAUACUAAAAUUAAUGUGCAGACAGAAAAUGAAGAGAAUUGUGAUGACAUAACAGAUGUUUUUAACCCACAAAUUGUCAGUUUUAAGCACUUGUUAAUUCUCUUUCUUAGCCUUCCUCAAGCUGAGUACCUGUAGCUUCCCUGACUGGGAAUGGAUGCAACUUACGGGGCUUGGGAAGAAAAUAAGAGAGCAAUGCAUGAUAUCAGGAAAAUCUCUCUGGUGAGACCAGCGUAAAGCACUGGAUUGCACUGCAUACAAAACACGGUAAUAAAACCUUGAAAUGUGCCUUAGAAUGUAGUCCAUCUGCCCUUGUAUAAACACUUAUCAAGUGUGUUAUUUGAUCACUUGACCAUGAAAGCCUCUUAUUUAAUUGAAAUUGAUGAGUGGUUGUCCCACAGAUGUGAUCAUACCAUAUAACUCCUACAGGACACCUAAGGGGAAAGAAUAAGCAAACAGCAUUACCAACACAGCAAAUCACUUUAAUGAUGGUUCUUGUUUACAAAACAACUGGAAGAAGUGUUGGGUGGAGGAGGAAAGAGGUGGAGAGCUCGGAUGGUUGUCAGGUGUGGCAAUGUGUUGCAUCAUCCUAAUAGCUGUGAGUCUUCAGAUAUGAAAGAAUGCAGCAGAAAAAAAUACCAUAAAGACUGACUUAUAUACUCAUGACCUUUAAACCAAGCACUAACAAACCUGACCCUGCAAUUUGAAAGUGUUAUCGUGUUUGAUUUCCGGAUUAUACUUACUCUCUAAUACUCCGUAAUACAGAACCCUGUGGAGUAAAAGCAUUUCUAUGGGUUUUAUCAUUAAAAUAUCAGUUAUUGACUUCAAACUGACAGUGUAAUUAUAGCGAUGGAAAGAAAACUGAAAUUGAGAAGUUCUGACAGAUAUUGCUGAACAAAAAAAUGGAGGAACUGUUCACUCACAUUUCCAGUGAAAAACUGAGGAGCUCUAAUGCUCCUUACGAUGUUUUAUCACACAUGGAUCAGCUGCUACACCAGAAGCUACCAGUACAAAACUGCACAAGGAAACCACCUGUUUGAAAGUCAGUGAGCUGUUAAACAAUUCAUGUCAUCACACGUAUUGUAUUGAAAGAGACGUGAGAUGGAGCCUGUGCCAUUGAGUCCUGUGGGUUUUUUGUGGUGCAAUAGUUUGGAAAUAAGAGAGCAGCAACUCUCUAAACACAUAUAUCUGCACACUGAAUGUGUGUACAACUAAACUGUGCUGCCUUGCUUAUCAAAGGCAACAUAAAGUGUCACUUGGUUUAUUUCUGAAAAUAGACAGUGGUUUGAUUUCUACCCCGCACCAAAAGGAAAUCAAUGGUUUAUUCACCCUUUAAGAGAUCUUAGCUUGGUUGCAGAGUAAGUCUGAUUUGGAGUUUAUAUAAGUGAAGUCAGCAUCUCAAACAUGUCUAAUGGUACUGAAUUCCAGUGCACAGUUCAGCCCUGAAAACCUGUCCAGAUCAGGUCAAGUCUCUAGGCCACAGUCUGUGCAGCAAACCAGAUCUUGUCUAACAUCUGGUAUCGGGGCUAUAUGGGACACUGCCUUAUGGAAAGCAAUGAUACACCUCUUACACAGCCUUCUCUUCCAAGCUGUCCCUCCAUUGAUCUAGAUUUGUUGUCACCGCUAUUAUAGGGAUUAAAAUCCUCUGUUUAGUAAAUAAAGUUUCAAUGCUCGAGCAAUCAAAGCUACCACUGAAUAUGCUAUUACAGCAUUGGAACUGCUGCUCAUCUGCAUAAACUAUGCAGCAAAACAAGGCCGGGCCUCCGCGCUAGGCCUGGCAGCCCCGAGUCGAGCCCGAUCUGUCCUCCCGUCAUGGAGCCGCUCCUCGCCUGACCCACCU